CAUGGCCUCUAUCUCGUCAUCAUCAUCUCUCUCAUUUUUAUCCUCCGUUAACGCAUCUUCUUCUCCUUCUUCCUUUUCUCCAUCAUUCUCUCAACGACGAACCUCAAGAAAUACCAAACCAAAACGCUAUCAUGUUUCCAAAAUCUCAUGCAAAGCCAUGCAUAAUGAACCAGAAAACCCUAAAAAUAUCUCCCAAGAAAAUCAACAACUAUCUCAUGUUCUAGCUAACCGGAGGAAUGUUGUCCUUGGCCUUGGAGGGCUUUACGGUGUCGCCGCCGCAAACCCUUUUGCCUUCGCAGCUCCGGUGUCCCCACCAGACCUAACCACCUGCGGCCCACCGGAUCUACCAUCUGGCGUGAAACCAACCAAUUGUUGCCCACCAGUUUCGACAAAAAUCAUAGACUUCAAGCUCCCUUCCUCUAACCAACCCCUUAGGGUUAGACCGGCUGCUCACUUGGUCACCGCCGAUCACCUAGCAAAGUAUAAAAAAGCCACCGAGCUUAUGAAAGCUCUACCUUCCGAUGACCCGCGUAACUUCACUCAACAAGCUAACGUUCACUGUGCUUACUGUGACGGUGCGUAUCACCAAGUAGGGUUCCCUGACCUCGACCUCCAAGUCCAUAAUUCUUGGCUCUUCUUUCCCUUUCAUCGUUGGUACCUUUAUUUCUACGAGAGAAUCUUGGGGAGUUUGAUCGGAGAUCCCAGUUUUUCGUUGCCGUUCUGGAACUGGGAUUCUCCCGGGGGAAUGCAGCUUCCGGCCAUUUACACAGAUUCUGAUUCAUCUCUUUAUGAUGUUCUUCGUAGUGCUAAACACCAACCUCCCGCAAUCACUGACCUUGACUUUAAUCUCGAAGAUGCUAAUUCCACGUCUCAGAAUACUGGUAAUGAUCGAAGCUUCGUCACCAGUAAUCUCACCAUCAUGUAUAGGCAAAUGGUCUCCAACGCUAAAACUCCAAGACUAUUCUUCGGAAAUGCCUACCGAGCAGGAGAUGAGCCGGACCCCGGUGCUGGCUCGAUCGAGAACAUCCCUCACGGUCCGGUCCACUUAUGGACCGGCGACAACAAGCAGCCAAACAUCGAAGACAUGGGGACCUUUUACUCAGCUGCCAGGGACCCCAUUUUCUUCUGUCAUCAUUCCAACGUUGACAGAAUGUGGAGCUUAUGGAAAACCCUAGGAGGCAAGAGGAGAGAGAUAACGGACCCAGACUGGUUAAACUCAGGCUUCCUCUUCUACGACGAGAACAAGAACCUCGUACACGUCAAAGUCAAGGAUUGCCUCGACACAAGAAACCUAGGGUACGUCUAUCAAGACGUCGACAUUCCAUGGUUGAAAUCUAAGCCCACACCACGUCGUAGGCCUUCAUCAAAAACUCAGAAGGUAUCCCUGGUUCCUCAACUUUUCGGUGUUGGAGCAGCUCAAGCUGCUGAGACUUCUUCAAAAUCUGCCAAGUUCCCUCUAGUUCUGGAUUCUACAGUGAGUACUUUUGUGAAGAGGCCGAAGAAGGGGAGGAGCAAGAAGGAGAAGGAAGAUCAGGAGGAAGUGUUGGUGAUUGAAGGGAUUGAGUUUGAGAGAAAUGACGCAGUGAAGUUCGACGUGUUUGUUAAUGAUGAAGAUGAUAAGGUUAUUAGGCCAGAUGAUACAGAGUUCGCAGGAAGUUUUGUAAGUGUGCCUCACACGCAUAAGCACAAGAACAAGAAAAUUAUAACAUGUUUGAGGUUGGGGCUGACUGAUUUGUUGGAGGAUUUGGAAGCCGAGGACGAUGAUAGUGUUCGUGUGACUUUGGUUCCGAGGUAUGGGAAAGGGAGUGUCACAAUCAGAGGCAUAAAGAUUGAGCUUCUUGCAGACUGAGAUUUCUCAAGAGCUUAGCUUGAUGGUGAAUAUUCAUGGUGGCUCGCUCCGAUUGGUUUUUUUUAACAGUUUAUUUUCCUUACUUUUUUUUUUGGCAGCUAAAAUCAUUAAACUUCACGAUGUAAAUUUUAAUGUCCACAUAAGAUGGCACGUGAGACCUUUUCAUGAGAAUAAAAGAAAGUUGGCUCGUCUAUAAUUUGUAGGAUGAAUAGAUUUU
This is a messenger RNA of Prosopis cineraria, 2066 nucleotides long. Its product is annotated as polyphenol oxidase, chloroplastic-like. The transcript is spliced from 2 exons. Gene Ontology annotation, biological process: pigment biosynthetic process. The record is from RefSeq and is a predicted model, not a curated record. NCBI's taxonomy places the organism in Eukaryota, Viridiplantae, Streptophyta, Magnoliopsida, Fabales, Fabaceae. Gene Ontology annotation, molecular function: catechol oxidase activity. The coding region runs from base 2 to 1849 and encodes 615 amino acids.